Messenger RNA from Suillus plorans, 2961 nucleotides. RefSeq names its product exocyst complex component Sec5-domain-containing protein. The transcript is spliced from 15 exons. Bases 164 to 2842 code for a protein of 892 amino acids. Gene Ontology annotation, biological process: Golgi to plasma membrane transport; exocytosis. NCBI's taxonomy places the organism in Eukaryota, Fungi, Basidiomycota, Agaricomycetes, Boletales, Suillaceae. The record is from RefSeq and is a predicted model, not a curated record. Gene Ontology annotation, cellular component: exocyst.
UGUCACGGUAAGCAGUGAUCAUAAGUGGUCUGUAACUUACCGCCCACCCACCUAGUGUAACAGAGCAAGUACUACUAGCUGGUCUUCGGUAUUAGUACCGCUUGUGUACCAUUCCGGUGGAGCUGCCGAAAUAAAGACAUCUUCUCCAUUCCGACUCGUUCUGAUGGGUAAGAUUAACUUCACGGCCGACGAAGCCUCCAUCCUCCAGGCCUAUAAGUUAUCAUCCCAGAACCCGACUAAAUGGGAAGAUAUAGAUCAUGACCUCGAAGACCCUCUUUCUGACCUCCUCACCUCACAAUCCAACGAUGGAGACGGCGACCCCUUGGGUCUUGGCGGCGUCAUUGAUCUGACGAGUUUGGAUGCGGAAUCGAAGAUGUCUGUGCUGAUCUCUUCUAAAUCAUUUGAUCCUAAAGCCUUUCUAUCUGCUGUACACCCAAACGCAACAUACCAAGAUCUUGCAGCAGGCAUUAACCACCUCCAAUCAUCCAUUGAUGCCCGUUCAGAAGCUGUCCGUGUCCUUGUAGAGGAUAACUUUGAUCGGUUCGUUGCCGUCAAGGCUUCUACUGAUGCGUUAUAUGCGGAGAUGCGUGAAGGAUUACUGAGCGACAAGGCGGAAUUUGCUACUAAACCGCUUGUAGACUACUUAAAACGCUCAGCUGUGAAGGCCAAUCAAGUCUUCCUUCCUAUCCUCGAGAACGGCACGAAAACACAAAAGUUGCGCACUACACUCGGCGUUUUUGAGCGCUCCAAGUUCUUUUUCAGUCUCCCAGGAUUUCUCGUGGAAUCCAUCGAGGCCGGAAGGUAUGAAGCCGCAUUGCGUCAGUACAACAAGGGAAAGUUUCUCCUCGAUUCUCGCCCUGGGCAGCUCCUUCCCGUCGAAGCAGGUGCCAACGCAGGCUCUACGGCACAACAGAAGAGAAUAUUAGACAAGGUAUGGGCGAACGUUGAAAAGGUGAUGGGAGAGAUGAAGGCGCUACUUUUGGCACGGUUGCAAGAACAAGGAAGGAGCGUUGAGGAAAUGGAGAGAGGGAUUGAGAUUCUCCUGGAACUGAAUGUGCCUGAAGACCCGAUAUGGACUUACUUUGAUAGUCAGCAUAAGCGCAUCAUGGACCGGAUGAGUACUGCAUACAGGACUGGUGUUUCAAACAUCGAUGCCACAAAGUCUCGCACGGCACCUGAACUGUCGACUCCGAAUGCGCUCAGACAGAUCCUUGGUGCGCAACUCCAAGCAUGUAUCGUAGCGCUGGAGAGCAAAGCUCCUGAAGCUGUAAUUGCGCAAGCAGGUGGUCAUGAAGUGUGGCAGGUUAUCUGGGACAUGGUAAAAAACGUUUCCGAGGUUAUGGUCUCUUCGUUGCCCAACUUCUGGAAAAUCGCAAGGAGCUUCUUGGAGGGGAAGUUCAAACGACCAUCGUCAUCGAGGCGCAGUGCCUCCCAAUGCAGGCAAAUGGCACUAGAUAUCAUCAAGCUCUAUAUCAACUUCCUCUCGGAAUUUUUUAUUCUUUCUGAUAUCCUAUCAAACUCCCCUACCCCCAACUCCCCCGAGCAUCUUCCGUCUCAUUCAAAUUCGCUAACGACGGCUCACUGGCUGACCAAGAUCCUUAGUGAAGUACAGGAUUGCGUCACAGAGAUUGGCGCAUUGGAACUCGGAGAAGGCGGUCUGGUGAAGGGGCUAGUGGAGAGCGUGCGGUGGCGUUUUGAAGAUAUCCUAGUCAGAUCUUGGUUGCGAGACGCAAACUACAUGUAUGCGCUCGAAUCAUUCACUCCCGAUUUUUCCGCUCCUUUCACAACGCUCUACCUUUCUAAUCUCGAAUCGUUCAUGCGCCACCUUGCAACGUCAGCAUUCAAAAUCGCGGGUGGUAUCUCGACAGACAGUGGAUCGGGCGUGUUGCGGGUAACGCAACAGAAUAUCGUGCCACCAGCAUUCGUAUCGAAGAUCACGAAGGCAUUUUUGGACGCAAUAUAUGUGGUUCUAGAUGGGUUUCUUGUGCUCGUCACGGAGGAAGCGCCACCAGGUGUGGGCACCAUCGUGGCAGCGGGAAUACCCGAGGGAGAAGGGAAGCAGGAGCUGAUUGAUCUGCGCGACUCGAAUACGAGGCUGCUCCUCGUGAUAUCUAAUUUCUCACAUUUAUCAGGAUCAUUGAUACCCAGUAUGUUAGCUCAACUGGAGAAUGCGCUCAGCAUAUCAGUCGAGGAUGAUAGAAAGACAUUAAUGAAAGCAGUGACUGCGCUCGACAAGACGCUUUUUGAUGGAUAUGUCAAACCCAAGGCUGCCGCCGUCGCAGUCAUAUUGCAAGAGGGCAUUCUCGACAAAGACAUGGAUUGGUACGAGACGCCACAACCUACGGAAAUACGACCAUAUAUGUACAAGGCCUUGAUGGGCCUUGUUGAGAUUCACGCGCAAAUCAGCCGUGUCGCAGAGAAUAUACUCGAACGUGGGAUGUACGCGCUUGUAGAGAACGUCGCUCAAGAUGCAUUGCUCUCAUUCAAACAAGUCAAGCGGUUCGGCAUGGGCGGCAUGCUUCGCGCUACACUAGAGAUCGAGUUCAUGCACCAAACGCUUGCUCGCUACGUGUCUCCGUCAGCCGCGAAGACGCUCUCAGAGUUGUAUAACAAGAUCUCGCAGGCGUAUGCACGACGGCCUGGAGAUGAGAAUUUGCAGGGGAAUCUGGACAGUGUGAAGAGGACGUUGGCGGAGAGUCGGCGUGCGACUGGGAUUGAAUUUAUGUGCUUUAGAGCGGCCAAGGACAAGAGUGGAAAGGCGAAGAAGGAGAAGGACGAGGGUAGGGAGCGGGGAAAGGACAGAGGGAAGGACAGAGAGGGCAGAGCUGACAACAGUACUUAGGUUCAUGAUCUCUCCAAUAGUUUGAUGACAUUCAGUGCGAUUUGAGAUUCAAUCGAUUCUCUGAAGCUCCGAUACAACCUACCUGGUUCAUGUAGAGUUUGACUUGGCUCAGUCGUAAU